This is a messenger RNA of Trichechus manatus latirostris (Florida manatee), 1810 nucleotides long. RefSeq names its product RAB32, member RAS oncogene family (gene RAB32). Gene Ontology annotation, molecular function: GTPase activity; GTP binding. Lineage: Eukaryota; Metazoa; Chordata; Mammalia; Sirenia; Trichechidae. The coding region runs from base 139 to 816 and encodes 225 amino acids. Gene Ontology annotation, cellular component: late endosome; lysosome; trans-Golgi network. Gene Ontology annotation, biological process: phagosome-lysosome fusion; endosome to lysosome transport. The record is from RefSeq and is a predicted model, not a curated record. The transcript has 3 exons.
CGGGCCUUGGAGUUUCCGCGGCCGGCAGAGGGUAGGGGCCGGCACGGGGAACGAGUUUGCCCGCACCUCUGCGGCGCGGUGAGCUCGCCGACAGCAGCGGGCCGGGUCGUGCGGGCUGCGAGGUAGCCGGGCGAGCCCAUGGCGGGCGGGGGAGCCCGGGACCCGGGCCGGGGGGCGGCUGCCGCCGCCGUGCCCGAGACCCGCGAGCACCUCUUCAAGGUGCUUGUCAUCGGCGAGCUCGGCGUGGGCAAGACCAGCAUCAUCAAGCGCUACGUCCACCAGCUCUUCUCCCAGCACUAUCGGGCCACCAUCGGGGUGGACUUCGCCCUCAAGGUCCUCAACUGGGACAGCAGGACGCUGGUGCGGCUGCAGCUGUGGGACAUCGCGGGACAGGAGCGGUUUGGCAACAUGACUCGAGUAUAUUAUAAAGAAGCUGUUGGUGCUUUUGUAGUCUUUGAUCUAUCAAGAAGUUCCACAUUUGAGGCAGUCUUAAAAUGGAAAAAUGAUCUGGACAGUAAGGUCCAUCUCCCGAAUGGCAGCCCUAUUCCUGCUGUCCUCCUAGCUAACAAAUGUGACCAGAAAAAGGAUAGCGGCCAGAACCCUCCCCAGAUGGACCAGUUCUGCAAAGAACAUGGCUUCAGUGGAUGGUUUGAAACCUCUGCAAAGGAUAACAUAAACAUAGACGAAGCAGCCCGAUUCCUGGUAGAGAAUAUUCUUGUGAACCACCAAAGCUUUCCUAAUGAAGAAAACGAUGUGGACAAAAUUAAACUGGAUCAGGACCCCUUGACAGGAGAGAGCAAAUCCCAGUGUUGCUAACACGGCUCCUGCUCCUCUCAUGCCAAGUGCAGCCUGACUGGGUUCUGCGCGCAUUCCUGAGAACAGAUUACAGAUGACAUGCUGCAUUGUGAAUCUUCAUACAGAUGGCGCUUUGAAGUGACAGCACCCUAGGAGCCUGUGCUUAUUUAAACAUGGGACUUUCAGUGAAGUAUUCCUCCUAGUGGCUCUACAGCUGAACAGAUGAACAGUUAGGCUGUGGUGGUGGUUGUUUGCCAUUGCAUUGAGAAUAAUGUUUACAUUAUUUUUAACAUCUUUUUAAAUGAUAGUUCGUCUGGAUUUGGUUAGACUUCCGAGUUGUAGCCUUUAGUGUAAGCGCUAGGGGUGGUAAUAAAACUUUACUUGCUGUCUUCUGGUAAUUUUGUGAGUCUGUAUUACUGUCUCCAUGUUCCACCCUUACUCUCAGUAGAGUGACUUGAGCUUUGUUAACACUCCAUUAGCCACAGAAGGCUUGAUGUUCCUCCUUAGCAAUUUUUUUUUUCUAUUCAGAACUUUGGUACUUCAUGUAAAAUUGUUACCCUUAAAUAUUAUAAUUUAACUAGUUCUAGCUAGAUAUGGGUGUCACUUUCUGGAUCUGGUUGUUAUCACUUGGGAACAAUACAGAGUAACAUUUUUCUUCUCUCUCCCUGGUCCCAUCUCUCUCCUUCCUGUGUGUUUAUGCUGUAACUAAUAUGACUGUUACAAUUAUCUCUAACUAGAGCUGGUUUUUUUUUUUUUUUAAUCUGUAAUAGUAGUGGUCAAGGAGAGAAUUUAUUUCAAAGCAUAUACUAUUAAAUUUGAGAUUCUGUAUUAUGAAAUCUAAAACUAGCUCGUGUAUGGUUUUCUGUAAGGUUUUUGGACAUUUAAUGUAUAAUACCUGAGGAACUUAAAGCAGACUCACGAUAUUUGUAUAACCAUUUGACUUAGGCUGGGUUCUCUAGAGAAGCAAAACUAGUGAAACAGAAAAAAAUGAAACCCAUUGCUGUCAAGUCAAAUC